Messenger RNA from Macrosteles quadrilineatus (aster leafhopper), 580 nucleotides. It is a transcript of the gene RpS30, whose product is annotated as FAU ubiquitin-like and ribosomal protein S30. Gene Ontology annotation, molecular function: protein binding; structural constituent of ribosome. Lineage: Eukaryota; Metazoa; Arthropoda; Insecta; Hemiptera; Cicadellidae. Gene Ontology annotation, cellular component: ribosome; cytosolic small ribosomal subunit. The record is from RefSeq and is a predicted model, not a curated record. The transcript is spliced from 5 exons. Bases 127 to 522 code for a protein of 131 amino acids. Gene Ontology annotation, biological process: translation.
UAUUUUUCUGCUUUCUGAUCACUUACUUAGUACUCUCAACUCUCUACUCUUUACAAUCGCCUUUGACGUUUCCUUUUUCAUCUUCCCGUUUGUGAGGCGAUAUUGCACGUGAUUCCAAGAAUCAAAAUGCAGCUACAAAUACGUGGACAGCAGCACCAUGUCAUUGAGUGUGAAGGCAAUGAGACCAUUGCCCUAAUCAAGGGCCGAGUGGCACAGUUGGAACAGUUGCCCAAGGAGCUGUUGAGCCUCUACAACUGCGGCAAACCUCUCACUGAUGACUCCUGUGUCGCCCAGCUCACUGGCGACUACAGCAUCGAUGUCACCAUUCCACUGCUCGGAGGUAAAGUUCACGGUUCCCUUGCUCGUGCCGGAAAAGUCAAAGGACAAACCCCGAAGGUUGAAAAGCAAGAAAAAAAGAAGAAGAAGACUGGACGUGCCAAGAGACGUAUCCAGUACAACAGGAGAUUUGUCAAUGUUGUGCAGACAUUCGGACGCAGGAGGGGACCUAACGCUAACUCAUAAAUAAAAUGUUUUAAUAAUAAUAAAACUGUAACCAUAAUAAUAAACUGGUUAAUUUUUA